AUGAAGAUCGUAAAAUUUAUGUUUGGAGCGUCAGUUCGCAGUGGAGCAGAAAAGAAGUCAUACGAGAACAACGAAUUAAUAGCAAUGUUAAGGGUGAAAACUAUGCCGAUACUACAAUGGUGCCAUUCGAAUGUUGCCAAACCAAGAGAAAAUCCGAUCGUUACAACUGUCUUUAGGGUAACUGCGCAGAAUCAGUAUCUUGGCGGACAAUGCAUGAACAAAAGAAAAACUGAAAAUACCGUGUCGUCUUGUAGUCUCGAACGUUCAAUCUGUCGAAACAAUGAUUCCAGAAACCAUGUCACAUGUGCAGAAGGGCGAAAAGCUGGAUGA
This is a messenger RNA of Funneliformis mosseae, 330 nucleotides long. Lineage: Eukaryota; Fungi; Glomeromycota; Glomeromycetes; Glomerales; Glomeraceae. The record is from the annotation of a GenBank genome assembly.